Messenger RNA from Gekko japonicus, 3250 nucleotides. RefSeq names its product asporin (gene ASPN). Gene Ontology annotation, molecular function: protein binding. Bases 208 to 1320 code for a protein of 370 amino acids. The transcript has 8 exons. The record is from RefSeq and is a predicted model, not a curated record. NCBI's taxonomy places the organism in Eukaryota, Metazoa, Chordata, Lepidosauria, Squamata, Gekkonidae.
AUCUACAGAAGCAGUUUAUUCAAGUAUCACCCAGAGUGCCAGGAGGAACAGGAAUGUCUCAGUGAUUUCCCCACCCUUUUUAGUGUUCAUUUCACAGACUUGAAUCUGAGUCCUAGUAUUCAGGAACUGGAAAUAAAAUUUCUCAGGUUGAAUAUUCUUUUUAGAAGAACUUGACAAACUUACAAGGAAAGUGCACUCUGUGAAGACAUGAGCAAAUAUAUGUUCCUCUUCCUCCUGACUUUGUGCUCAGCUAAACCUUUCAUAAACCCUUCCUAUUUCACGUUAAAGAAUAUGAUGCUCAUGGAUAUGGAAGAAAUGGAUGAUGAUGACGAUGAUGAUGAUGAUGAUGACAAGGAUGAUGAUAAUUCUCUUUUUCCAACUUUUGGCAUAUUUCCUGUGUGUCCUUUUGGAUGUCAGUGCUAUUCAAGAGUUGUCCACUGUUCUGAUUUGGGCUUGACCUCAAUACCAAGAAAUAUUCCUCCUGAUACUCGCAUGUUAGACCUUCAAAAUAACAAAAUUAAAGAGGUCAAGGAAAAUGACCUUAGAGGACUCACAUCGCUUUACGCGCUUGCCUUGAACAACAACAAAAUAACCAAGAUACAUCCCAAAGCUUUUCAAUCUACAAAGAAACUGCGACGUCUCUACUUGUCCCACAAUCAGUUAACUGAGAUCCCUUCAAACCUGCCAAAAGUCUUGGCAGAGUUGAGAAUUCAUGAUAAUAAGGUUAAAAAGGUACACAAAGAAGCUUUUAAAGGAAUGAAGGAUUUGCAUGUUUUAGAAAUGAGUGCAAAUCCUCUUGAUAAUGAUGGAAUAGAACCUGGAGCAUUUGAAGGGGUGACAGUUUAUCACAUAAGAAUAGCAGAAGCUAAAUUGACCUCUGUUCCUAAAGGAUUACCAUCCAGUCUACUAGAGCUUCAUCUAGAUGACAACAAGAUUUCUGCAGUAGAACUUGAGGAUUUUAUUCGGUAUAAAAAUCUUCAAAGGUUGGGGCUGGGAAACAACAGGAUCAAGGAUGUAGAAAAUGGAACUUUUGCAAGAAUACCAAGUAUACGAGAAAUACAUCUAGAAAAGAACAAAUUGAAGAGAGUCCCUACUGGCCUUCCAGAUUUGAAGUAUCUACAGGUUAUCUUCCUUCAUUCUAACAGUAUUUCGAAAGUGGGAGUGAAUGAUUUUUGUCCAACAGGAGGAAGGUUGAAGAAGACAUUGUACAGUGGCAUUAGCCUAUUCAACAAUCCUGUUAAAUACUGGGAUGUCCAGCCUGGAACAUUUCGCUGUAUAUUAAACAGAAACAGUGUGCAGAUUGGAAAUUUUGGAAAAUAAGACUACAGUCAAUGCAUCUGUUAGAUAAAAAUAUCAAAACCAGCAUCGUAGUACUUGAAAAUUGUUGGGCAGCUUUAUACUGUCCAGUUACCUUAAAAUACCGACAAUUAUUUCAGAGGUUGUAAAUUAGUAACAUAAUAUACCAUAAAUGCCUUUUGAUUUAUUCAUUUACAUUCACCACUUGUGUAAAAUAAGCAAACUUUUGGUAUAACGUAAGAACAUUCCUGAAUGCUUUGCUGAAGUCUAUUGGGUUGGGUCUAAUGACGUCACUCUCCUUCUUGAGCCCCUGUAGAUGCUUUUCGCUGCUGCAGAGUGCACUUUCUCUGCCACUAGCACUUCUGCAUACAUAAGAUCAUUUUUUAAAGGAGUCCUUAUGCACACAGAAGUGCUAGCUGCAGAGGAAGUGAGCACCACAGCAGAGGAAAGCCUCUGCAGAGGGCAAAGAGAAGCAUAAGGGAAAUGAUGUCAUAGGAUCCAAGCCAUUGUUUCCUAUUACAGUCCAAGCUAUCUAUGUAAUAUAGACUGUUUUUUCCUUAGGAGAAAAUAAUACAAAGACAUAAAACAACUUUUCCCAUUAAACUAGUUAUUUCAGUAUUGCAGAGGUUGUGUGUAUAAAGUAUAUAUCAGAUAUCAAGUAAAAGUUGUGAACUUUUAAGUUAAGUAAAUUAUACUGGCUAAGAAAAAAACUGAUGUACUGUAUGUAACUGAUACUCUAAUCAGACUAGACAAUAUUUAAUCAUUGUAGUUUACUGAAAGGCAAGAUUGAAACUACAUUUAGCAGCCUCAAAGCUUUUAGUAUUUAUUCAUGUAGUUUUCCCCUACAACUGUAAGCUACCUUCUGUAACAUGUAUGUAUGAUGACUAUUAAAAAUAUAGAUAUUGUAUAAUUUUUUUUUCCUUCUUAGAAAGAAUGAUUAAAUUCUCUGCAGGCCAGUACAACACAACUAUUUUAUUAUACACUGUAAACAUAAAUGCUCCUCGUAUUGGGGGGGUUUGUGUACAGUCCAAAUACGUGCACUCACAGGGGCAUAGCAGUCUAUUGUGAAGGAAAAACUAUGAAAGCAGAAAUUUCAAAAGUAUACACUACUCUCAUUGCUCUUGAAGGACAAAGUGGAAACAUGUGUGCACAUUGGAGCUACUUUAUUGUAGCCAUCAUAUACUGCCCUUGUAUAGAAAUUUCUUAUUUUUGCUUGAGUACUGUAAUAUUGCUGAAUUCAUUCUGCAUGUAAUGCAAAUUGUAUUUGGCCAUGGCUAAAUAAACUGAUCAGUUAUCCAUUAUUUACUUAACUAAUGACCGUACUGUACAACAGUGGCUACUUUACCUAUAUAUUUAGAAUGUAUGUGUUAUUCAUGUUAACUAUGUUAAACUGAUUUAAAAACUAUAAUUUGUUUUUUUAUAAAUGCUAUACUGAAAUCAUGUAAUAUUAUCAAACCAUGGCCUAUGUUCAUCCUACAGCUCCCUUCUGCAAAAUGAAGGUUCUUCUCCUCCAGAGCAAGAUACCUCAUAGCAAGACUACUAACUUAACGGAAGACAGUUGUAGGAUUCUCCACCCCACCCCCCAAUAUACAACAAGCACGUUAUAUAUAUUAUAAAUGUUGUACCUGAUCCUUAGCCACUUUCACUAGAGGUUCAUUUCAAGUGUGAAUGAUUUAGAUUGCAGCAUAUAAUUAAUUUUUCCCAAAUUGUACUUAAUUGAAUGGUGAGUGUAAAUAAAUCUGGAUAUUGUGUACAUUCACCAUGCAUUACUGAAAUAUCCACAUAUUAGGAGUAGGAUCAUGUAUAUUAUCCGUCAAUAUGUAUAACCUCCAAGCCAUGCUGGAUUACCAUAUGUACUGUAUGACCGACCAGUAAAAAUGCAUUGUCUUGAAGUACUGGACAUGCACAAUGACUAGACAAUAUGUGAAAUAUAGAUGAUUAAAUUAUCUACAUA